Messenger RNA from Adineta ricciae, 1011 nucleotides. Lineage: Eukaryota; Metazoa; Rotifera; Eurotatoria; Adinetida; Adinetidae. The record is from the annotation of a GenBank genome assembly.
AUGUAUUCAGACGAAGACGAGAAGAAUGAAUCGAUAGCAAAGAAAAGCACCAAGCCGCUUGUCCCACCCAAAAGAACUUUAGGUCUUUGGAAAACAUGCUGUGCUGGGAUAAUUAUGGGCUUUGUCGCUUACAAUGGAUCAUUCUCUAUUGUUCCAGUUGUCUACACAUCCUGUUCAUUGAUAUUCGGUAGUAAAUCAUGGUUUACUAUAUUAGCGACAGCUUGUGGACAAUUAACUGCUGGUUACCUUCAUACGCAUUCAUCGAGAACCGGUAUGGCGCUUAGUAUACAAUUUUUCCAAGGAUUUUACAUUUCCAAAUCGGAAAUGCGUAAUCGACGGAAGUAUAAUGAAACGCGAUGUCAAAGUCUUCGUCGAUUUUUCAUCACUCAUCCGGUAAAUGCGUUUGUCCUUAGUGGCAUGUGGCAAACAUUCACCAUGUUUUAUAUUUUACAAACAGAAUUAUAUCUUGCCUAUUUUGACAGCGUUAAUAUAUCCAAAGUCGGUGGUGCAAACGCUGUUUGUAGUUCUGAAGAACGUAUUCUCAUUAUUCAAGGUCUGACACGCUAUGUAGCGGGUUGUGUAUCUGGCAUGAGCACCGGAAUGAUCAAUCAUCUUUGGCAACGCUAUCUCGCACAUCGACCAGAACAUCAUGCCGAAAGUAUUGAUACAAAACAACAAAGAUUAAAACUACGAUGGGUUGACCGAAGAAAAUUAUUAAGUCCAUGCAAUAUGGAAAACUGGAUUAAAGUCUCUGUUAUGUUAUUUGGAGCACUGUUCAUCGUUGUAAGUAAUAUACCCAAUUCAACCGGUUUACACUUGUUAACUCUACGGCAGAAGAGAAUCAUAACGGAUAUUUUAGUUAUUAAUGGUGGAUGGUUUUAUUUUCGUGAUGCUGCGAUGCUAUUCUUGAAAAAGGCAGAAAAACCUCCUCGCAUUCCAUUAAACCUAGUUGAUUCGACACUUUCGGCUACGAACAGUAAACUUUUAGAAAACGGCCAGUCAGAGUGUUAA